Messenger RNA from Diceros bicornis minor, 666 nucleotides. RefSeq names its product proline-rich protein HaeIII subfamily 1-like. The coding region runs from base 1 to 666 and encodes 221 amino acids. The transcript has a single exon. The record is from RefSeq and is a predicted model, not a curated record. NCBI's taxonomy places the organism in Eukaryota, Metazoa, Chordata, Mammalia, Perissodactyla, Rhinocerotidae.
AUGGCUGGCGCCCCUGGACAGCGGGAAGCGCAGGGAGCCGCAGGCCCCGGGCAUCCAGCCGCGCGCCGGAGCCCCGCCGCUGCUCGGCGCCUCCUAGCAGCCGCGCCGCAUCCCCGUCCCCCGCAGCGCCCGCCAGGCCCGGGCCCGCCGCGCUCGGGACGGAGGCUGAGGGUCGCGGGCGCGCGGGGUGCGCGUGAGGGGCGAGCCCGCGUGGGGGAGACCGAGGCUGGGGGAGCGAGCGGGCGCGCGCGCGGCGGGCGGGGGUCGCGGGGCGGGCGCGGGCAGGCCCGGCCCCUCACUCUCUUCCUCGCCUUCCCUUUGUGUCCGCGGCCGUCGCCACCGCGUCACAAAGACCCCGGCCCGCCCGGUGAGGGGCGCGUGACAGAGCCGCCGGCGGGAGGGGUGGCCGCGACCCCGCCCCGCGCACACCCCCGGCGCCCGCGCCGCCAGCCCCGCCCCCGCCCGCGGCCGGCGCCGCCUCCAGGGGAGCUAUUGUUCCUGCGGCGGGGCGGGAGCGCGGAGGCCGGGGGUCGCGGCCGCCCCUCGGUCCAGCCGCGGUGGGCUGGCGGGCGCCGAGGAUGCUCCGCAGACCUUACCCUAACAGACACAUCUGCCGCCCUUUGUAAGCGUUUCUCAAGCAUUUCCUUCGCCCAGCAGCCGGGCUGA